GACAUAUUUAUAGAUAUACGAGUUGGCUAAGCGAUAUGACGUUUUCAGCAACUUUCACAUGUUGCAUGAUAAUAUGCGUUCUGUGUUCGGAAGCAAAUGAACUAUGUGGAAAAACGUUUGUAGACUACUAUGGUUCCUUUAGUUUUACAAAGCCAGGUAAGAAUGAAUGUAACUGGAUCAUCAGUGUUGGGUCUCACGUGUCUGUGAACGUGGAUGCUGACAUGGGCAAUUUUCUCGAAAGCUGCUUGUUAAACAAACUGAGUAUCUUUACUCCAAACGCUUCGAUCGCUGAUUCAAGACAGACGUUAUGUAAGACUGGAAAUAUCCGAUUCUCCGGACUGGGUCCAGUCUUCAUCAACUUAACGACAGAUAGCAAACGGUCAACCACAGUGAACGUCCGAUGGGAGACAAAUACAACAAGCGACAAUGAAAACAAGAUUGCUUUGUAUGUCCCGGUCACUGUUACUGUGUGUGUUAUUGUUGCCGUCGCCAUCUUCGUAGCGAUAUGCAUAAGGCAAAAAAGUACACAGAAGAAAGACAAAGGAAAGGUUGACGAACAAAAUUAUUCAAACACAACAACCAAACUUCGAGCCAUUGACUCGGCACAUUCGUUACAAAGCCAUCCUGAAUGCGAACUGAGGGAAUAUACAGCGCUUUAUAAACCACAAAGAUCUGUGGCUAACGCGAACAACCAAGAUUACGCCGUCCUACACCAGCAACUAGGGCCAGCCUACUCACAAGACGACACAGAAUACUCGGAGGUGAAUAUUUAUGAAAUGGUGUAGAAAGGCACUGAAUCCGGUGUGGGCAAAAGACAAACCAAUUCAUGUUUUUGUUUUGGUGAUAAAACAGUCAUCUUUGUCUGUAUAGAAACAGUAUAUGCAAAACUUGAUCAAACAUUGAAUACUUCGCCUGUCGGUAUAAUUAAACUAGAGAUUAUAUACAAACUUUAAUGUAAAAGAGGAUAUGAGUAGAAUUUUUUUGAGGACUUUGAGAACACGUUUUAUUUGGAAACGCAAAGUUUCAAGACGAUGACAAGGACAUCGUCGGAAAAAGCGAUCCCUGUGUGUGUGUGUGUAUUUAAGACGACAGAAACAAUUUAUAUGCUAAUGUACAUAAACCUCCUUAAAGAAAUGCAUUGGUGCAUUUAUUUCCAACUUGACGAGUACCUUUUUAUAUUGGACUAAUUUGAUAUCAUGCACUUUGAGUUUCAUUGUGAGCACAUUCGGGGUUUCUCGUUUUCACAUACAUGUAUAUCGAAUAAAAAACAAUAUUC
Mya arenaria is the source of this 1276-nucleotide messenger RNA. RefSeq lists its product as uncharacterized. The coding region runs from base 36 to 785 and encodes 249 amino acids. The record is from RefSeq and is a predicted model, not a curated record. The transcript is spliced from 5 exons. NCBI's taxonomy places the organism in Eukaryota, Metazoa, Mollusca, Bivalvia, Myida, Myidae.